AAUUCCCAGCUAAUCUUCUUAGGGCGGGAGUAUCUACGGGUUUCUGCCAAUGCAGAUAUAUUGACGGCAUUUAAUUCCACGUACACGACUGUUUUUCUCUCUUCCCUCCUUUCUCCUCCAUCCCAUCCCAUCCUUUUGGCCCGCUCCCCUUUCCUGUCCCCACGGGGGACGCUAGGCAGCAUCCAAUCGCAUCCAGGGCUCCUGGGGAUAUAGAGAAGCCAAGCCAAGCUGAAGCAUCUGGGAGGGGAUUUCAGGAAACAAACGCAGCGGCGGCAGCGUCCUCCUUCUUAUGUCUCCAAGCCAAGCUGCUUCCGGGUUCCAGUUAAUCUCCGCCUUCCCUCCUUCCCUCCGCGUCCUGGGACCAUCCCAAUCCCAGCGUGGCUAUUUCAGAGGUCAGUAUAUAAAAAAGAAAGAAAUCAGCACCGCAACGCUGCAAUCUUCACCACAGGAGCCCUGCCUGAAAUGGUGCUUUCUUCUUCCUCCUCCUUUUCUCCGUCUCCUGCCUUUUCUUUUCUGCUGCCUGAUGCUUGAAUUUUGGAUGCAAACAUCACAGGGACAGCAAGAUAAGCAUUAGCACCACACACGGAGCCGGCCGGAGACUCAGGCAGGCAAUGGGGAAAAGGAAAAAUGGCCCUGGAAUCCGGGCAUGGAAUUCCUAGAAGAUUUGUAGAAGGGCUUUGAGGAUGCCUGGGUGCCUCAGAACUGAAUCCUCACCCAUGCAUGGCUUGCAGAUUUACUUCAUUAUGUCUUCCUCCAAACUCCAAGAUGCAGAUGAGGUUUUUGAUUUUAAUGAUGUGAUUCCAGAGACCCAGAGGUUGGACAGCAGCUUGCAGAAGGCCCGAGCCCAGCUCUCCGCCAAGGGCAGGCGGCAGCGCCCCUCCCGGUCCCGUCUGAGAGACAGCGUCAGCUCUACGGAAGGGGAUGACAUCUUGGAGAAGAAGGCGAGUGACAGCUGCGGAAGCCCACUCCACCGCCUGAGAUCCCCGCUUCACGGCUCCCUCCAGGCCUCAUCCCCCCUCUCCGGUUCCUCCCCCUUCGCUCGCACUGCUGAAUUCUCCUUUGACACCUCGACGGUCCGGAGGUCAUUGGAUCCGGAAGAUCAGCAGCCAUCGUCUCCUCUCAUCCGGUAUCGGCCCCUGACCAACACCUCCUCCCAGGAGGCCUUAGGGGGUACCCCCACCAGUUCCUCGCCCAAGUCCUGCCACAGCUCUGACAGCUCACCUAUUUAUGCACGCAGGGAGAGACACAGCGAAGACGACAGCAGAGACACAAGUCCACCAGAACCUGCCAGCCCCACAAUUGGGCUUGAUAAAAAAACCCGGCGGAAGUUCCUGGAUUUAGGGGUCACCCUCAGAAGAGCGUCUUCUGGGAAAGGCAGGAAAGAGAAAGGAGGUAAUCGGCUCUCCAUGGGCAACAGGGAGCUGGUGGAAGGCUCCAGCCGUUCCUCAGUUUCACCCUUCAUGCCUUUCUCCUGGUUUACGGACAGCGGGAAAGGGUCUGCUUCCUCGGGCAGCACAGCCUCACCCACUUCCUCCCCCAAGAAUGAGACCUUCAGCCGCAAGAAAUCUGCCUCACAGGAAUCCACCCUAAGUGAUGACUCCACCCCUCCCAGCAGCAGUCCCAAGACCCUGAGCACAGCCCCUGCUGAGAGCAAGUGCUCCUACCCUUACCACACAUUGUCACAGUCAUCUGAUGAGUUCUUGGAUGAGCCUCUGAGUGCCGCUUCGACGUGGAGCAGUCAGAAGGUGGGCCAGUGGCUGGAAAGCUUGAGCCUGGAACAGUACAUGGCAGAAUUCGCUGCUCAGGACGUGGACGGCUAUCAGUUGCUGCAACUUGAUGGGACCAAGCUGAAGGCUCUUGGCGUCAGCAAUUCUCAUGAUCGGUCUCUUCUAAAGCGGAAGCUGAAGGAGCUGAAUGCAGCUGUUGAGAAGGAGAAGAAAGCUCAGGAAAAAGUGGAGAAGCAGAAAGAAAAACAGAAGAAGAAAGAGAGGGAGCAAGAGCAGAGGAAAAGCUAGGCGAGGGGGGGAAUGGGGAUGACUCUUUCCCAGUGCACGUGGCUUAUACCUUUCCCCCCCAUCACCCCUGGAGAAUCUCUAGGGGGAACUGGACCAUUUGCAACCAGGAAAUGGGGAACAAAAAGCAGGCUGGGCCCUGCUGAAGGUUACGGGUUUGGGUGGGGUAUACAGCGAGGCUGACCUUGCUAUGGGACCAGGCAUAGUAGAGAGAUGGUAUUUGCUAUGCACCACCGACGACGAUGGCCGGAUGGACCACAAACAUGGAGAUGGCAAUGCCUCUACAAACUCUGCCCCUCCUGCAGCACCUGGGCUGUCCAGCUGCACAUUUAGUGGACCAGUAAGCCCUCCUGCCUGCUGUGUUGUGGGGAGACGGGUGGUGAAGUUGUCCGCUGAACCCUGACCCUGUGAAUACCUUCUGACAACACCUUCUUACUUUCCUGUAGAUUCUACCCCGUACAUGAUGCUGUUCAUGCCGAAGGCCUAGAUGUGUUCACGCUCUGUGCCAAUAUGGUGUCCGUCACACCGCCCUGUUCCUACGAGCCACUGGGGUGCCACAGCUGCCUCACAGACACAAGCCACAGAUCACAGACACACACACACACAGACACACACACCAUCUCCCAAAAUACAGCAGGAUGGAAAGAGUGCAUGGCGGUGCCCUGUAUGCCCCCCACCUCCCUCCCAAACAGAUUCUGCAUCAGGUCGACCCCCACCCCCCUCUAUGCUUACCCAAAGGUCUGCAUUGCAGGGUGGGAGCAGGCUGCCCACAGCUCAGAGAAGCGGAAACUGUGUGUGAGUGCUGCAGACGUCUGGCGAUACACAAUGAGAAACCACAAUGGAAUAAAAGCAGUUUUAAAUUGUU
Hemicordylus capensis (graceful crag lizard) is the source of this 2877-nucleotide messenger RNA. RefSeq names its product sterile alpha motif domain containing 14 (gene SAMD14). Gene Ontology annotation, molecular function: actin filament binding. The coding region runs from base 684 to 2015 and encodes 443 amino acids. The record is from RefSeq and is a predicted model, not a curated record. The transcript has 11 exons. Gene Ontology annotation, cellular component: postsynaptic density; actin cytoskeleton; cytoplasm. Lineage: Eukaryota; Metazoa; Chordata; Lepidosauria; Squamata; Cordylidae. Gene Ontology annotation, biological process: calcium-mediated signaling; neuron projection development; actin filament organization.